Molecule: messenger RNA, 384 nt
Organism: Phyllotreta striolata
Lineage: Eukaryota; Metazoa; Arthropoda; Insecta; Coleoptera; Chrysomelidae
Source: the annotation of a GenBank genome assembly
AUGAAGUUUAGGAUAAUUUUUUCCACAAUAUUAGGAUGCAUCGUGUGUGGAUGCUUAAUAAUUGCAACUAUGCCUUUACCUUUAAGUAAAUCGUUGCCUUACCAAGGACUUAUAUUAUGUUAUAUAGCAUUUCAAUUGGUUUUAAUCGAAUUGGGACAAACCAUUCAAACGCAGUCUGAAGUUGUGUAUGACAAUAUUCUACAAUUAAAUUGGUACCGUUGGAAUAGAGUCAAUCGCAAAACUCUAUUAAUGUUUAUGAAAAUUCUUCAAAAACCCAUGAAGAUGAGAUUUUAUGGUUUAUUGAAUAUGAACAGAGAGCUUAUUUUAAAGAUUUUUAAAGGGGUAUAUUCAGUUGUUAAUCUUUAUAAAGCGACAACUGUUUAA